This is a messenger RNA of Xyrichtys novacula (pearly razorfish), 8540 nucleotides long. NCBI's taxonomy places the organism in Eukaryota, Metazoa, Chordata, Actinopteri, Labriformes, Labridae. The record is from the annotation of a GenBank genome assembly.
ACUACUUCCUCGUUUCUUGCGCGUGCCCACCAAGCCUGUCGCCGUGCCCACAGAGCUCCCUUCCGCUGACAGGCUGCUGUCACACAGCCACCAUGUUAUCCCAUUCCCGGUGUUUCACCAGGAAUUUCGGCCGUUCCCUCUCUGCCAUCCGCCAGGUAGGCAACCGAGAAUGAAGUGUUGUCUCUGCCGCCGGGGACAGGACUCCUCGUGCGUUUGUCUCCGGGCGGAGUCCCUGAGUCUGUUUGCUAGCAUUAGCUUUAGCACUAGCAUUUAGCGGACAGGCCGUAACAUUGUGAGCCAAGGACAGUCUGACACUUCCCGUUACAACUCUUUGUUGGGGUGUGUGAUACUAAAAAGCAGUACUCAACUUCCCUCUUAUAUAUGUCGUUUUGACAUGCACGUUUUCUAAGGUUUACAUAAGCAGAAAGAGCAUUGUCCAUGUGAGUGUUUAAACUUGUCCACAAAUAUCUGUGCAGCUAGCUUAAGCAUGCAAGCGGGGAGGUUAGCUUUGUGCUUUUAGCUGUCAUGCUGAGGUCAUAUUGUAUUUGACGAGAUUAUAACCCCUGGUUAGCAAUAAUGACAGUAAUUUUCUGUUUUCACUGAGGGUAUGCAGCGUCUUUUUAAAGAUCACGCAGGUUUAGCUCUUCACAAUUUAGUAAAGUCUCGGUAGCUCGUACACACCUGUUAGUACGAUCAUCAGCAGAUAUUAAAGUUAUUUGUUGUGUCAGGUCUGUUAAAAAGUUUUAAACACUGGUUUGAUCAAAUCAUGCUGCUCAGCACUCUUGUUUGUCACAUAAUUUGAUCGAUCAUCUCAAAGAUCAUUGGCGGGGUGCUAAUGACCUUUGACCGAUAGUAGCCUGUUGUUGACUCUAUUAGGUUUCCAUAUGCACAGUUACUGGUCGUAUUUUUGGUCACUGAUUGACACUGUUUUUGUGUGUGUGUUUGUUUGUUUUAUUUCAUUGUCAACUCUUAAGGAUAUGAACUGACCAGCCAGAAAACCAUGAACACUAAAGCAAUCCAAUACAGCAGCUUUACCAUAGAGUAGGACUGGGCUAAACGAUUUGAAGCAAUAACGAUAUAUAUCGAAAAUUAAUUUCCCUCAGUAUCAAUAUAAAACAUUGUCAAUAUGCUCGUUGAUAGUCGGCAUUCUGCCAUGUUUUGGUAAAUGAUAUGAAUAGCCAAUAAAAAGGGGAGUUGCUCCGGGUUCGCUUCGUGCUGAACCAAUCAUGUGCUGAAUUAGAACCAAGUAGCAAACAACUGCGAAGUAACAGGCUGUAGCUACACGCAACCAUAGCACUUUAACAUGUGAAGCUGACAGCGCUGUAAGUGACAAAAAAAGAAAAUGAGUGCCACCCCUGGCAGAAAUGCAGAUGAAGGCUCAACAGAUGAUGACAUCGUCGACAUCACUGGCACGAAAACGUAGGUGGUGUGGAGGUAUUUUGGUUUUAUGAGGUUGGACCUGAAGCAGAGUAAAGUGCACUGCAAAUUAUGUCGAGUACAUGUUCAAGCAAAGUCAGGGAAUACCUCAAAUCUUUUUCACCACCUUAAGCAGUGCCAUGUGGCAGAGCAUGCGCAAUGCAAAAGGUUACAAACCCUGAGCGGAGCAAGGAGCCCAUGGCGCCUGUGCAGCUGAAACAGCCGACCACUCAGUCCACUCUUUCUAGCGCAACGCCCUACGACAAAACGUCAAAGAGACAUAAAGACCCCACAGAUGUAGUAGCUUAUUGUAUCGCAAAAGACGUGCUACCAAUAAGCACUCUUAAAUUUCAUUUUUUAUAUUGUGAUAUAUAUCGAUAUCGACUGAUAUGAAAAAAAAAAUAUUGUGAUAAACUUUUUCCCAUAUCGCCCAGCCCUACCACAGAUACUACUUUUGGAGAACAUCUUAAUUAUUGAAGAUGUAAUGGGUGUAGGUGAUGAACUAAAGUGUUGUCCUUGUUUCUUUCUGUAGGGGAACAAUGUUCUAGCUCGUCGGGCCACUGCAGGUGUGUGUGCUUUACUGUGCUCAAGGUCUUAAAUACUGACUUACUUGUUUGUGAACUCUUGCUGUAAAACAGUACAUAACCUAUCGCUCUGUUUUUGUGCCCUGCAGCUCUAUCAGUUAACCAUUCUGUCACUCUUAACAACCAUAUGUAAGUAAAUCAGCUCUAAACUACUGAACAAGAGACAAGGAGAGACACAGUCAGAAUUUGAAUGUGUUUCAUACUGUGUGUUUUUUAUUAGUGAUAAAGUUUUAUCAUAUCUUUGCAGUCUGUCCAAUGCCAUCAAUUGGUAACUGUUUAUAUGUGGUUAAUACAGCAUGUUUAUUCUCAUACACACAAGCUGAAUAUGAAUCAGCAUUUUGAGCAAUUCCUGGAUGAUAGUUUGUAUUAAUGAUAAAGAACUUUGGAUUGAAAGUCUGAUUUUUAUUCCCCUCCUUAGAAAAUCGGAUCCCAAGUCCAGUGUCUUCCAAAUCCGGUACUUCAGAACUUCUGUUGCCUACAGUAUGUUUAAGUCUCUGUAUUCUCAGAAAUAUUAAUCACAACUGCUGCUUUUCUGGAGUAGGAAAUACAUUUCUGUUUACCUUUCUUUGUUCUCCAGGAGAUGAAGUUGUCACGGUUAAGACCCCUGCUUUUGCAGAGUCCGUCACAGAGGGGGACGUGAGGUGGGAAAAAGGUAACUCGUUUGAACAAUGGAAACUUGAUAGUUAUUUCUGUCAAAGAAAUCAGUGACAUAAAAAAAUGUUAAAUGUCAGAUGCUUAAUGUAUUUUCUCCUUUCAGCUGUUGGAGACAGUGUCACAGAAGAUGAGGUGGUGUGUGAGAUUGAAACUGAUAAGGUAAAACUAAUGUGUUGUAUGCUCCUAAUGUAAUCACUGAUACUUGUCAGGCUUUGUCUUAUGUAGUGAUUUGAAUUUAUAGUAAAUGUCUUAAGAUUCAAUAUUUGAUAAUAAUCUUCAAAUAUUACAUUUAUGCACUCGUUGAUAGGGGCACCACCCACUCUUAGUUGUCGAAAAAUUCGAAGAACAAAAGUUUAUUUCAGAAAUUCAACACUAAGUCAAUCUUAAAUCAAAAUUGAAAUCAAUCUCAUAUUGAUUUAUGCUCUAACAUUUUAAGCUCCAUGAAUUGUGAUGUAGAGAUAAAUUUGGAAAUGGAUUUGGAUGAGUUUAGGAUUACUCCAGUAGUCUUUGUAAUACAUCAAAGAAUGAGUUUGGUCAAUAUCAAUGAUUAAAACCUAAAUUAAACAUUUUUAAACCACUUCUGUUUCUUACAGUAAGGUUAUUAUUCAUUUUAAGUUAUUUUAACUCCUAUAAGCUCAUGAGACAGUGUGAAAAGCUGUUGAUCUAAAGCAGUGGUUCUCAAGUCUAGUCCUGGAGGCCCACUGGACACACCUGAUUCAAAUGAUUAGCUCGUUAUCAAGCGCUGUAAUGGCUUAAUAACGAGCUGAUCAUUUGAAUCAGGUGUGUUGGAGCAGGGAAACAUCCAAAACAUGCAGGACAGUGGGCCUCGAGGACUGGACUUGAGAACCACUGGUCUCAAGGAACUAAUGCAUGAAGGAUUUAUUCUGUCAGAGUGAGAUCUUAGCUUCUGGGCCACGUAGAAAAGCAGGACAUGUUUUAUUUAAAAACAAAUUUCACGAUAAGACAGAUUAGUACAUUGCUGAAUACGUCAGACGUCAUUAUCAGUCAUUUGUAUUCUUUCACCAAAGGAAUGCAGUUUUUAGCAGUAUAGAGUUGAGCAGGGUUUUAUGAGGUCAGCGUCCUUCUCCUCAGACCUUUAGUUGGAUUCCAUACGUUCACACACUUGGGACACUUGUAAAUCUUUGAAGGGCGUCCUGGUUUGAGGCAUGAAUGAUUAUUUAGAUGGUCAGUAAUGGAGUCAGUCUGAAAGGUACUAAAGACUCUGUGUCUGUUCUUCAAAUUGACCAACUGGAAAGAGUCAGAGGUUUGGGUCAAGCUUCAGUUGUAACCUAAAAGUCCAAACAAGUCUGGAAAGAUUUAUGUGUCCUGGGACCAGAUAAGGAACCUUUCCUGCGAGGAAUGUGUGAGUUUGACACACAGGCUUGUCUCAAUGCUACACUCAAAAAUUGAAAAGAAUAGGGGCAUGUUUUGUCUUUCUUUUUGUCCUUGACAAUGAUAAUUGCUCUUGCUGACAAGUUUGAAGGAUAAAGAAAAGGGCAAUGAAACAAGAACUCAAAAAAAUUCCUCGUCAAGUAUGUUUCAAACCCACAAGAAAUUAAAAAACUUUGGAUUAUACUAAUACCUACAUGAUUAAACAUUUCUUCAUUAUUAUGAUAGUUGUUCAGAUGUAUUUAUUCAUUUGGUGGGGAGCUGCUUAAUCUCUAAAUUUUUCUGGAGAGUGUCCUUGAGCUGCUUGUCUUUCUCCUCUAAUCUCGUCGUUAAUGUGAUGUUUUUGAUCUUUUUCCCUGCUCUUAGACCUCAGUGCAGGUUCCCUCUCCUGCUGCUGGAGUGAUUGAGGAGCUUUUGGUCCCAGAUGGAGGGAAAGUGGAGGGAGGAACCCCUCUUUUUAAACUUAGAAAAGGAGGUUGUUAUUGUUAUAUUUUUAGUCCAAAAUUAACCACAGCUAAUCUCACUAAGAUUGAGCUUUACAGUCAUGACUUCUCACCUCUGUGUUGCUAGCUGGUGCUCCCAAAGCUGCAGAGGCUCCAACAGCUGAGGCCCCGGCCGCUGCAGCCCCCCCACCACCUUCUGCUGCUCCACCUCCUCCCCCUCCCCCACCCUCAGCUGUGGGUCCCAUUCCCACCACUAUGCCCCCUGUGCCACCUGUGCCAGCACAUGCUAUGGACACCAAACCAGGUUAGUUGUAAUGAGACAGUCUGAGUGUGUCAUAUGAGAAGUGUUUUGCUUGACAUCUGUGCUCUUGACCUCUGGCUGUCAGGAUUAAUCAUUGUUCAGCUUUCUGUAGGCAGGGGCUUCCUAUAAUAAACAGUGUCUAUAGACACUAACUGCUUUUUCAUGUGUUUUUUUCUUAGCUUCAGCCAUCAAGCCCACUGCUGCUCCAGCUGCUCCAGCAGCUCAAGCAGAGGCCGGGCCAAAAGGAGCAAGGACAGAAAGCAGGGUAGACCACAUCUUCUUGAUACUUUAAAAUGAAUGAUGGGUUUUAAAUUUGUUUACUGGCCUUUCAAAGUUCAGUAAAAAUCAGCAUCUGUUAACUCAUAAUUCUUCUUUUUGAUUUAAGGUUAAGAUGAACCGCAUGAGACUGAGAAUUGCUCAGAGACUGAAGGAAGCUCAAAACACCUGCGCUAUGUUGACAACCUUUAAUGAGGUCGACAUGAGGUAGGAAAUACCAAAUAAGAUGACCUAUAUCAUUGAACCUCGGUGCUAUUUUGGCCAAAAAAUAAGCAAUAUGCUCUGCUGUAUUACCACACAGAAACUGGGGCCUCUGAAGGAAAAAGACAGUUUUUUUUUUCAAAGUGAAGAAAACCUAAUUUGUUUUGAUAGUUCUCAAAAUGUUUGUAAGUCUCCAUUACUUUGCAGCACUUACACAAACAUACUAACUGUAUGUCCGUGUUAAAAGCCAAAACAACAGUGGUUAACAUGGUUAUAGAUUAGAAUCUGCCAAAUAGGAAAAGCUUUCUGAAACUCAAUAUCCUCUUAAACACUGGAAUGUAAAUAUUUGGUGGUAAUGCCAUCUAAAACGAAGAUAAGAAUUGGUAAAACAGGUUUUAUUAAUUUACAAGGAAAUGUUAUUGUCUCCACUUGCCCCCUGUACUGAAGAGGACACUUUGAGGAUUUCUUUUUCCCCGCAAAUGUGUGGUGUCAGCUUUCGGCUAUUCAGGGUUUUCUAUGUAUCCUAAUUGGAUUGACAUUGACAGUCUGGAGGAAGACUUCCCAGGCUAGGGCUCAUCUGGAGCCGAAGGAGCGGGUCAGAGCAGGAGGCCGGAGCAUCUGCGAGGGCCCACAGAGACCUGCCUGCUGAGUGGAAGAGCUGCCUCAACCGAUAUGGGCUUUUAUGACAGCCCAAUAAGAUUUACAGGCUCGAGAAAGUGAAGAUUUUUAUCGCUUCUUCUCUCCUUUCUCGGAGAGUCUGUGUCUUGGGAGGGGCUAAUUUUGUUAGCGGAGAAACCCUAGAGCUUCAACAGGGUUAGAGACAGGAAAACAAACAAUUAAAAGGAGAGAUACAAGAGAAAAAUGAGCAAUGGUGAAACGAUUAGCAGGACAAUUUCAAAACAUAAAUACUCCCCAAUAUGUAACAGCAAAAGGAACCAUGAAAAGCCUAGGCUUUGGGGCCAAUAUGGGUUCUUAUCAGGUCAGAAUAUUUGUAAUAUAAUAUUUGAAAAAAGAGGUUUUGGUGACUAUAACUGCUUGUAGUUUCUUGCAUUGUUUAAGGGAAAAUAUAUCAAUUUUUAACACUUUUUUUUUUUAAACACUUCCUCCUGUGUGUUUCUGAACACCCUGGACAAACAUUUUUGAAAAGUGAUUUGUUGGUACUGCUGUAUUUUCAAUGAUUUCUGCGUUUUUAAAAUCAUUAAACCUUGCUUUUUAUUUCACAGUUUAUUUUCUUCCAUUGAUUUUUCUCCUUUAUUUUUCUACCUGCCAUCAAAUCAAGUUUACUACUGUAAACCUGCUUGACUUCAAAAUUCUUUUGUACUUUUUCCCUGUAGCAACAUCACAGAGAUGCGCAAGGCUUACAAAGAUGCCUUCCUGAAAAAGCACAACAUCAAGUUGGGCUUCAUGUCUGCGUUUGUGAAGGCUGCUGCCUACGCUCUGACUGACCAACCUGCUGUUAAUGGAGGUACAGAUUUCACUGUUAAAGAUGUCGAAAAUCUGUCUUCGUGAAUCAGUUUGCAUGCCUGGUGUCUUGCUACUGCAAGCAUGAGCGUGUGGUGGAAGAAAAUAAUUUACAAAACCUCAAAACCAACGUUAAUUUAUUUACUGCCUUCAGACCGCCCUGACCUAUUUAGACAGACCACAGCGAAACGAGGGGGGCGCAAAUACACUCUGUGGCUUUUACCUUAGAUAGCUUUUUAUUUGCCACUUAUAAGAAGUGUCACCCAUGUCAAGGAAACGUAUACGGCAAAUGCCAUGGUGAUCGGCAAGCAUUUAUUUUCUUUGUUUGUGUGUUUGUAAAACACUUCAGAUAUUUGUUCUUUGUGUUUUUGUAGUAAUUGAUGACACAACCAAAGAGAUUGUGUACAGGGACUAUGUGGACAUUAGUGUAGCUGUGGCCACACCAAAGGUAAGACAAGUGCAUUAAAUCCUGAUGUGAAGUGUAAGUGCUUGAUGUUCCACUUUCUCUAAUGUGACGGGCAGAAAAUUGAGUAACCGACUUUCCUCUCAGGGUCUGGUGGUUCCCGUAAUCCGAAACGUAGAGGGAAUGAAUUUUGCCGAUAUUGAGAAAGCCAUCAAUUUGUUGGGAGAGAAGGUAAUAUUUUAGAAUUAAUCUUCAAGUCUGGUUUGUUGUAAAUGUUUGUUUCAUUUGUUGAUCUUAAGGCAUGUGAUUGAUUUCUACUGUGGACGUAUGUCACUGCAGGCUCGGAAAAAUGAGCUGGCUGUUGAAGACAUGGACGGAGGAACCUUCACCAUCAGUAACGGCGGUGUGUUUGGGUCCAUGUUUGGCACACCUAUAAUUAACCCACCACAGUCUGCUAUUUUAGGCAUGCAUGGCAUCUUUGACAGGCCUGUGGCAGUUGGUGGCAAGGUGAGACUAUGACAUGAGACAUUUUGGUAUCAUUGAAUACAUAAUUAUUUCAAUAAGUGACAGAGCUAUCGAAUAGAAAUUUUAAAAUAUGUCAUAAAACCUAAAUCAGAGCUUUCUAUGAUAAUACGAAGAUUUAAAUUACAGAUGACUAUAUCAUAAUUGUGUCAAAAAAUCACCAUAAAUUUGCUUUCUCAGGUGGAGAUCCGUCCCAUGAUGUAUGUCGCCCUGACAUAUGACCAUCGCCUGAUUGAUGGGAGAGAGGCCGUCACUUUCCUGCGCAAGAUCAAGUCAGUGGUGGAGGACCCUAGGGUGCUGCUCCUCGACAUGUGAGCCCUCGUGAACUCCAGGCCCAACCAAACAAACCACACUACUCAACAAACAGUGGCUGUAAUCACCCGAUGAACAUUACUGUAACUGCAGUUGAUGUAUUGUUGUCUUGGUUCAGUAGAAAAAAAAAAAAAGGAUUUUUGAAGGACAGUUUGGUUGUGCACUGGACAUUUGUAAGGCUGGAAGCGCUUAAAGGUUUAGUUCUGAUGUGGAGACGUGUCAUUAGGGUCUGGGGUCUCUGUGGUGCUGGUCUCUAGAUCAAAAAGAGAAUAUUCUAUAACUUGUGCGCCAUAUGUCAUUUUCUACACUCAACAGAAAAAAUAUUGUUUAAGUAAAGCAAACAGAUAAACUGGAUAGUGUCAUUUCAUUAUUUUGGUGGAGAAAAGAACAAUGAGCACAUAUGCAGCCAUAAACCAAGAAACACUAUCUUAUAAAAUGUCCAAACUGUCAAAACCCUCUGAAAGAAUUUAUGUCAUCUGUUUUACAAAAAGAGGAUAAUUCUCUAUAUGCUGUGUAAGAACGACUAUUUAAGAAAAAAGGAAGUUUUAAACAAUAAAGCUGCAUUACUCGACUGAAAU